AACACGCCAACGCUGCGCAUUAAUCUCCGCAUAGCCUCACAUCGUCUUUUUCUGGCCCGCCCGUCCCUCCUCCCCUCCAUCCCGUCGUCUUCUUUCCUUUCCAACCGGCCCUCGUCCUCGCGGUACACAAGGGAGAGAGAGAGUGUGUGUAUGUGAGCGUGUGAGAGAGGACGUGUGUGUAUGCUCGUGCGUGUUUGCACCAGUGAAGGAAAACAAAACACAUACACGCACACACAAACACAUACACAUCCAGCGCGUCUGCUCUUCUCCAUCUGCAUCCACGUUCUCUCUUUUGGCGGUUGGGCACCCAUCUCGCCGUCCGGUCCUUCAGUCACGACGAGCACCGAGACAGAAAACACACAACAUAGGCCCAAGACGCCCUGCGUGCUCGCCCGAAGCGACCUGCUAGCGUCGUGUUUCCUUGCGCCAGAGUGCUUGAGACCGCGCCGUCGAUUGGCCGGAUAGUCCGCCUGCAUUGGGUAAGCAGAACUCUUUCAUAACUUAUCUGUGUCUUCCCGUCCCUUCGCUCGUUACCCAACCCUCCGCUCGUCGCUGUCAUGGCUGCAGUCUCCUACACAUUUGCCAUGAUCCAGUCCUGACCUUGUCCCCGUCCUUCACCACCGCAUCCCCCUCUUCCUUCUCCUCGUCCUCGUCCUCCUCGUCCUCCUCGUCCUCCUCGUCCUCCUCAUCUGCUGCACGCCAGAUCUGCCUUGCAAAACAAGGUGCAGACCGUGCUUCGACGUGUGAGCCGCAACCCCAGACGCCACGACACUAGAUUCAACAGCCUGCAAUGUCUCGGUAGCCGUGACGCAGCUACCCUUAUCUCUGGAAUCCCUUCCUCUCCCUGCCACGAGACCCCGUUGUACGUACGCAGAGCUCGCGAUCCUACACCCUCAAAAACUCUUCUCUCUCCGCGACCACCCUCGCGCACCUCGACUGAAGGAUCCCGCCCCCUCCCACACAUAUACCUGCUCAAGCCGGGGCUUCGAGCUGCAUCUCACAGCCUGCCACGACGUCUCCUGGUAUGCACGUCUGUCUCAAGUAAGCUAUGGACACAGAAGAUGGACAGGUCUUCAUAAAGAAUCUCGCCUACUUUGUGCGAACCCACGAGAAGGCACUUGCGAACGCGCUUCAGUCGCACCGCAAUGCGAAAUCCAGCCAUGGCUCCUCCUCGUCCGCGAGCUUGUCUCCGCCCACCACCCCCUACACCCCGUCCUCGCUGGCGUCCGUGUCGAUGCCUUAUCUAGGUUUCGCGUCGCGGCAGAUCAAGCCCGCCAAACUCGCACUGACCCCGCACCACCUGUACUACCUGCUAUCUCGUUUCAGUGAGCUCGGCAUCACCGUGGGGCCCAUGGACAUUCGCCUCGAGAGCAUGACGUCGGACCACUCGCACGCCAACUACGUGUCCUUCCUGAACGAGCACCAGCGUCAGAAGCUGCGCAGCUCCGACAGAGACUCUAUCCAUUCCGUGUCAAGCAUACGAUCGGUCAUGUCCAGCAUGUCCUCUCUGUGGCGCUCCCUGGGCUUCUCCUCUGCCGCCAAGACACAGGCCAGAAUCGAGAAGCAACAGCAGAUGAUCAAGGAGGACCUCAUUUACCUGUACUCGGCCUUCACCAAAAUCCCGUGCCUCCGCCUGUCCCCGGAUCACAGGGCCCCACUCAUAGCCGGCUACGAGGAGUUUCCCUUUGAUUCCGCCGUGCCUCUUUUCGUGUUCAAGAAUGUGACCACCCUCGAGAUCACCGACCUGGACUUCCGCCAGUUCUGCGGCUGGGACAGGAUCGCGGACAAUGUGCGCAGCCUGACCCUGAAACGUGCAAACCUGGACGACCCUGCCGACUUGCUCAUCAACAUCGUGCUCGACGACAUGGACAAGCGCCGCAAGAGGUCUGCAAAGGGCGCCUCGGCAUCUUCUCCCGUCCUGCCCUGGCCUUCCCCCACCCAGGCACCACGGCUCGCCGAUGUGGCUGCUUCGCCCAACUCUCCUCCAUCCCUGAGGAACGCUCUGGCUCACAGUCCGGGAGAUAACCCGCUGGGUAUCCAAGGCUACCCCCCACGCCAGCGGAGCACGUCGCCCGUUCAGCUGCCCGAGGGCAGACACGGAUCUCGCAGGGCGCAUUCUCGCGGUGAAUCAAGAGGUGGCACCCCACAGCCAAGGCGAUCCUCGGGCAGCUCGGGCUCGAGCGCUCGCGAGGGCACGCCGAGGGGCAGCUCCUCGAACCUCCUGUCCUCCUCAAUGGGCAUCCUACCCCUGUCCAAAUGGCGCUUCCUCCGACACUUGAGCCUCGCCGACAACGGUCUGACCACGUUGAACGCGUCCGGCCUGUCCCCAUUGACCAACACGCUCCAGUCGCUGGACCUGUCCGCCAACCACUUCGUCGAGAUUCCCGACUGCCUGUCCAACUUGGUCGCUCUCCGUGCGCUGAACCUCUCCCACUGCAUGAUCGACUCUGUGCGCUCGCUCGGUAAGAAUCCGCUGCCCGCAAUAACGGCCCUGAACCUACGUGGCAACCGCUUAACUUCGCUCGCUGGCAUCGAGCGCCUCCUUUCACUCGAGCGCAUCGACCUCAGAGAGAAUCAGAUGACCGAUCCGGCUGAAAUCGCCCGUCUAACCGGCAUCCCCAACAUGACCGACGUGUACGUCAAAUACAACCCCUUCACCCGUUCCUACGCGGACUACAGAAUCACCAUCUUCAACCUCUUCCGCAAAACCCCGGGCUACGUGGACGACAUCUUCGUGGACGGCGCACAGCCUUCUUCUAGCGAGAAAAAGCUCCUUGUCGAUCGUGUGCCGGAGCCUGCCAACGUCCCUGUCAUCAAGCCUAGCCCUGACGAACAAGAAGAGGACGUGUCCAGUCGCAAUCGCCCGGAACCUGUCAUCGAGCCAUUCGUCGACCCAUUUUACGAGCGUAGGAAGAGCCAAGAACUGCUGCGACAGCAGCGCCGCAAGAGCGACUUCGGCUUGUCCACGUCGCAGCGCAAGAAGAAAGCUCCCAGACGACGCGUCGUCGAGCUGACCGAGAAUGACUUUCCCAACCAAUCGCAACGCACCUCGUCCGAGAUUCCAGCGCCUACGCACAACCGAAUUUCUACCGACGUGUCGCCACGGCCAGAAUUGCAGCCAAAGAACAGUCUCACGGACGACAGUACGUAUGGCGGUAGUGAGGCCGAGACAACGCCGGUUCGUAAGACGCGACCAAGUGUGGACUCGCAUCGUACCACCACGACAGCGGAGUCGCCGCGUCCGCCGCAGCUGCCAUCUGUCGACACCAAUGUGUCUCCGUCUCUUCUUCGCACGGGCACCGACUCGGUGCUGCUUCAACAGCCAGUGUAUCAUUCGACGGAAAGCGACGAUUACAGGCAACGUAUCGAGUCACUGCGGAAUGAUUUUGGCAACGGCUGGCUAAGUGUGCUGUCGGACGAGCAGUGGGAUGGAGCAGGCCAGCUAGGCUAUGCGCCAUCGAUGCAGCCAGUGAGAACUCCUAGUCAGGGUAUCGUCAGCGGCGGCAGGACGCUGGGCUGAGACGGCAUGGAAUUUUUUCACGUAUUAUCGAACGAGCAUACGCAGACACAGGCAACGAAGAAGCCCAGAGAAAAGAAAGGAAAAAACUCUUCGCUUUGCAUACGGCUCGAUAAUUCACCGAUACCCCCCGAUCGUGCCUUCGGGUCAGGGCACACAGGCAGGAUACAAGAGCAUCGGCGUUUUGAUUCCCAUUUUUAGGCAUUUUCAUCAUCAGGCAUGGCGUUCAGUCACGAAACUUGUGGUCGUCUUCUUGUCUUGAUCAUUCAGAGUUGCCUCCUUAUGGUCCAUCUCUGUCCGUUUCUUCAAACACAUCAACCCGGUCGUUCACAUGUACACGACGCUCAAACACAAAUUCCAUCACGAGAGGAAGGCGGCGGGUUGUCAUUUUGGUGGCUCUUAUUCACUCACUCUGGCGGCAUGCAUUUGCUCCCAAAAACCUUUUGUUUUGCCUUUGCAAUUUCCAUCCGGUUGGAUUUUUGGAUCUUCCUCGGAUGCACCUGUAUUUUUAACCUCGUUUCUGAUCUGCUUCUUUGCAUGUUCUUUGUGGUUUUUUUUUUCACUUCUUCAUUGAAGAGCAGCAGCGGUGCGACAUUUGAGCAUUUUCCGUGCGUGCGCGCGUUUUGUGUUGACAGCAUGAUUACCCCAUGAGUUCGGUUGAUUGUUAGAAGGGUUUCUCUUCUAGUUCAAGAGUGGUUGGACUGGUUCUUUGUAUGCUUUCUAUUCUGCUGCUCUCUCUUUUUUUUAACACUUCUUUUGAUGUGGAUUUCUCGGCCCCUUUUUCCACUCGGGGCCGCAUGUGUACUUUGAAGGAAGGGGGGAUUGGCACGGCCGGACGUUUUUAUGACGCGCACACGAAGCUAAAAAAAUAUUGACGGCCGCUUUUAUUAGGAAGAUGGGCAGGUCGGGAGAAGAGGUACAUGGAAAAUCAGGUAUGGAGCGUGACAGAAGGCGGGUAGGGAUGGGCUUGGUUGUGGGAUAGUCACGACGAGAAGCCAAUUCUUUGUCUUCGUUCAAUUGCUCGCAAGUAUAGGACGCGUUUUCAUCCUUUUUUUUUUUUUCCAAGCAUGAUCAAUGGCAUAAUACAC
This is a messenger RNA of Verruconis gallopava, 4605 nucleotides long. RefSeq lists its product as uncharacterized. Gene Ontology annotation, cellular component: cytoplasm. Lineage: Eukaryota; Fungi; Ascomycota; Dothideomycetes; Venturiales; Sympoventuriaceae. The record is from RefSeq and is a predicted model, not a curated record. Gene Ontology annotation, molecular function: protein kinase binding. Bases 1049 to 3520 code for a protein of 823 amino acids. The transcript has 3 exons.